This is a messenger RNA of Impatiens glandulifera, 834 nucleotides long. Its product is annotated as SPX domain-containing protein 1-like. The transcript has 3 exons. The record is from RefSeq and is a predicted model, not a curated record. The coding region runs from base 82 to 834 and encodes 250 amino acids. NCBI's taxonomy places the organism in Eukaryota, Viridiplantae, Streptophyta, Magnoliopsida, Ericales, Balsaminaceae. Gene Ontology annotation, biological process: cellular response to phosphate starvation.
CUAUACAUUCAUCUUCCUUCCUUCCAAUCUUCACAUCAAAUUCCCUUUCUCUGUUCUUCCUCAAGAUUUCUAGGUCAAGAUAUGAAGUUCGGAAAGAGUCUAACCAGUCAAAUCGAAGCCACAUUACCUGAAUGGAGAGACAAAUUCCUCUCCUAUAAAGAACUGAAGAAACGGUUAAAGAUGAUCGGCGGCGAUGAUCGAGAAUCCAAACGCCCAAAGCUUUCCUUUUCCGGAUCAGGAAUCGAUAAUAUAACCAAAGAAGAGAACGAUUUCAUCGAUUUACUUGAAAUCGAGAUCGAGAAAUUCAAUUCGUUCUUCAUCGGCAAAGAAGAAGAUUACAUCAUCAAAUUAAAGGAUCUGCAAGACAGAGUUAUGGAUUCAGAUAAUAACAAUGAAGAUAUAAUCAGAACACGAAAAGAAAUCGUCGAUUUCCAUGGAGAAAUGGUUUUACUAUCAAACUACAGUUCAAUUAACUACAUCGGAUUAGUGAAGAUUUUAAAGAAAUAUGAUAAGAGUACCGGCGCUGUUCUUCGUCUUCCGUUUAUACAAAAGGUAUUACAACAGCCGUUUUUCAUGACUGAUUUACUUUACCGGUUGAUUAAUCAGUGCGAUGCUCUUCACAACCGAGUUCUGCCGGCGACGGCGACGGCGAAUGGUACAUCGUCAUCACAGAAUGUGAUUAUUCCGGCGAUUAAUGGACCGGAGAUGGAGUAUGUUGAGAGUUUGUAUAUGAGGAGUACUAGAUCGGCUUUACGAGCUAUGCAAGAGAUUAGAAAGGGAAGUUCUACUGUUAGUGCUUUGUCUCUUCCGCCUCUGCAACUUGUGGCGGAUUGA